AUGGCUACCUUUUUGAAAAAGCCCCUGAAAUUGGCUCUUGUUCAGCUCGCAUCAGGAGCGGACAAGACCGUGAACCUGUCCCAUGCGCGGAGCAAAGUACUCGAAGCUGCAAAGGCCGGUGCACGAUUAAUCGUUCUCCCCGAGUGCUUCAACUCUCCCUAUGGCACUAGUUUCUUCCCUAAAUAUGCCGAGACCCUCCACCCCUCCCCUCCGACGAAAGAACAAUCGCCAUCCUUCCACGCGCUGUCCGCCAUCGCCGUGGAGGCCAACGCAUAUCUCAUCGGCGGAAGUAUUCCUGAGUUGGAACUAUCCACUAAGAAAUACUACAAUACCUCGCUGGUCUUUUCCCCAACGGGCGAGUUGAUUGGCACCCACCGCAAGACACAUCUAUUCGACAUUGAUAUCCCAGGCAAGAUCCAAUUCAAGGAAAGUGAUGUGCUCUCACCGGGCAAUCAACUGACCGUGAUUGAUCUCCCUGAAUACGGAAAGAUUGGUCUAGCUAUCUGCUACGACAUCCGUUUCCCAGAGGCAGCGAUGAUCGCCGCCCGCAAGGGCGCUUUCCUGCUGGUUUACCCGGGUGCCUUCAACACCACUACUGGUCCUCUGCACUGGUCACUUCUUGGCCGUGCUCGUGCCGUCGAUAACCAAUCAUAUGUGGCUCUUUGUAGCCCGGCGCGUGAUCUGGAAGCCUCCUACCAGGCCUAUGGGCACAGCUUGGUCGCUGAUCCCAGCGCAAAGAUCCUCUCUGAAGCCGAAGAGAAAGAGACUAUCAUUUAUGCUGAUUUGGAGAAUGAUACUAUUGCAAACAUUCGCAGUGGAAUUCCGAUCUAUACUCAGCGGCGAUUUGAUCUCUACCCCGAUGUGAGUGCGGGCCAAGAAUAG
Messenger RNA from Penicillium soppii, 882 nucleotides. RefSeq names its product carbon-nitrogen hydrolase family protein. Gene Ontology annotation, molecular function: omega-amidase activity. Gene Ontology annotation, cellular component: mitochondrion. The transcript has 2 exons. Lineage: Eukaryota; Fungi; Ascomycota; Eurotiomycetes; Eurotiales; Aspergillaceae. Gene Ontology annotation, biological process: L-glutamine metabolic process; oxaloacetate metabolic process. The record is from RefSeq and is a predicted model, not a curated record. Bases 1 to 882 code for a protein of 293 amino acids.